AUGUUUUUCUCCAGCCUGCACCUGCGCAUGGAGCCACAGGGCAUUUCAGAGGCCAUGCUUGUUCCCUUCAUAAUUAUCAAAAUCAUACGGAGGUUUUUCUUUCAUCAUCUUCUCAACAACGCUCCAGGGAUUUGUCCAAAGAUCACCUUUGAGUCCACUCAAGGAGAUAGCAGACUCAACAACAACAUGAGGAAAACAAGAACAAAGUACUGGCUUCCCCUGUCCUUCUUCUUUGCCAUCCAAGAGAUCAACCAGAAUCCCAGGCUCUUGCCCAACAUCACUCUGGGCUGCAAUAUCUAUGAGAACUUUUUUCGUGGAAGGAUAACGUACGAAGCUUUGGUAGACCUGGUCUCUUCUACACAGGCGAAUGUUCCAAACUACAACUGCGGAGGACAGAAUAAGUUGAUUGCUGUUCUGGAAGGGGCUGACUCUGACUCUCAGAACUCCAUCCAGAUUUCAAGCAUGUUGAGCAUCUAUAAAAUGCCACAGGUCAACUAUGCUUUUGCCUCCCAUGUUCUGAAUGACAAGAGGCAGUUCCCCUUUUUCUAUCGGACGGUCCCCAAAGAAGAGGCCCUGUACCCAGCAAUUGUCAAGCUUCUCCAUCACUUCAGAUGGACGUUCAUUGGUCUCAUUGCUCCAGACACUGACAAUGGAGUGAAGUUCAUGAAGACAUUGACCCCUAAGUUUUGGGAGAAAGUUUUUACUUGUUCCUAUUUGGAGCAUAAAUUGUCAGUGAAAAGCUGGACAAGAUGCCGAGAAAGAAAGGAACUGAAGGUGCUGCCCCAAGAUCACCUGGAAAGACUUUUAUCUCUAAACAGCUACAGGAUUUACAACAGUGUCCAAGCUGUGGCACGUUCCUUAAAUGCUGCAUAUUCCUCUAGAUCAAAGUGGAGGUUGAAGGACAGUCUGGAAGUUCAAAGGCUACAGCCAUGGCAGCUCCACUCUUUCCUGGGAGACGCCCAAUUUUACAAUUCUUCAGUGGACGGAGUGUAUUUGGAUGAGAACGAGGAACUGGCAGCUGACUUGGACAUUGUGAACUGGGUGGUGUUUCCCAAUCAGUCCGGCCAUAGGGAGAGGAUUGGGAGCAUCAAUAGACAGAUAUCCCUUGACCUAAAGUGCACCAUCGACCAGAAUGCCACUGUGUGCCCCAAAUGGCUCAACAAGCCCCUGCCUACUUCCAGGUGUGUGGAAAGUUGCCAGCCUGGAUUCUUCAAGGUAGCUCAGGAAGGAAUGCUGCUCUGCUGCUAUGACUGCGUUCCCUGUGCGGAAGGAACUAUGGCCACUCAGGAAGAUGCAGAGCAUUGCACCAGGUGUCCAGAAGAUCAGCAUCCAAACAAGGCCAGAGAUCUAUGUUUCUACAAGAUCAUCACCUUCCUGGCUUAUGAAGAACCUUUGGGGAUCUUCCUAGCUUCCUUUGCCCUAUUCUUAUCCUUAACCACAGGUGUUGUGCUAGGAAUAUUCAUUACAUUCCGAGAAACUCCCAUAGUCAAAGCCAACAACAGGAACCUCUCCUACAUCCUCCUCAUCUCCCUCCUGCUUUCUUUUUUGUCCUCCUUGCUCUUCCUUGGAAGGCCAAGGAAAGUGACCUGUCUUCUCCGACAAGUGGCCUUCAGCAUCAUCUUUUCAGUUGCCAUCUCUUCUGUGUUGGCAAAAACCAUCACUGUGGUGCUGGCCUUCCUGGCCACAAAACCAGGGAACAGGGUGAAAAGAUGGCUGGGGAAAAGUCUGGCCAACUCCAUUGUCAUUUUCUGUUCCAUUGUCCAAGUUGUCAUCUGUACCAUCUGGCUGGGAAUCUCUCCCCCCUUCCCAGAGUCUGACAUGAGCUCCCAGGCUAGAGAGAUCAUUCUGCAGUGCAAUGAAGGGUCUGUUGCCAUGUUUUAUGCUGUCCUUGGCUACAUGGGAUUCCUGGCCUCCAUCUGCUUCACAGUGGCUUUCCUAUCUAGGAAGCUGCCUGGGGCCUUCAAUGAAGCCAAGCUGAUCACCUUCAGCAUGCUGGUCUUCUGCAGUGUUUGGGUCUCCUUUGUGCCCUCCUACCUGAGCACAAAAGGGAAAUACAUGGUAGCUGUGCAGAUCUUCUCUAUAUUGGCUUCCAGUGCUGGGCUUCUGGGCUGCAUCUUCAUUCCCAAGUGCUACAUGAUUGUACUGAGGCCUGAUCUGAACACAAAGGAGCAUCUGACAACAAAAACUGGUUCUUAA
Molecule: messenger RNA, 2196 nt
Organism: Lacerta agilis (Sand lizard)
Lineage: Eukaryota; Metazoa; Chordata; Lepidosauria; Squamata; Lacertidae
Product: vomeronasal type-2 receptor 26-like
Exons: 7
Coding region: 1-2196 (731 amino acids)
Biological process (GO): G protein-coupled receptor signaling pathway
Cellular component (GO): membrane
Molecular function (GO): G protein-coupled receptor activity
Source: RefSeq, a predicted model, not a curated record